CAACAAAGCCCGGAUCAAAAGUGGUUGGCAUGGCGCUUUAGGGAAACGCGCCGAAGAACAGGGCUUUUCAUAUGGCUGAACGAUUGCUUUCUCGCAAUCAUGACUGAAAAUCCACCAACAUUGCUGAGUCGGACUUUCAAUUUGAGAAUACCCUGUCAAGAAGACUUAUGGCAGGCUGGCUCUGCUCAAGAUUGGGCUUGCAUUGCUCCUUCCCUACUAAUCAAUGCGGAGAACGAUUUAUAUGCUACAGAGAAAGCAGAUCGGGCACUUGUCUGGGACUUAUCUCAAGAAUUUUGGCAACAACUUCGGCGGCCUGAGCCAACUACCCAGUUUGCCACUCUCGUGAUACUGCACGUCAUCUUACGACAAAAAUGGGAGCCGGAUCACUAUAAGAACGACGCACUUAACUUGGUUACAGCAGAUGGUUUACAAGUGUCUUGGACGCAUCGAAAUCGCUAUUAUGGUGAAUUUACCGAGUUCAUGAGAUGGCGCAACCACACCUGCGACUGCCUAGAUAUUCUACACUGGGAAGCUCUUAGUGAAGCGAAUCGAGCAGGAGGACUCGAAGGCCCAAAUCUUCUACAACUUCACCUAGCACGCCUGGUUAUACUCGUGCCAGUGCGUGACUUGUUUGAUCGCGUUUCCGCCCUCAAUCCACCAUCCGGCCCACCUAAUAAUCAUCUUCCACAUAGCCUGUAUCAUUUGGCAAAUCCGAAUUCGAGAUGGAAUCGAAUUCUUUUCAACUGGGGUCACCAGGACCGCUACAAAGCUCGUCUAGCCGCUGUUCAUGCAGGUGCAGUGCUCUGGCAUAUUCGUCGUUACUCGGUGGCUUCGCUGAUAGAGCCAUACUCCAUUUUCCUCGCCACCCUAACUUUAUGAGCGUUUGGAAGCGCUUCGAAGGUAAUCGAAAGUGUACUGGUGGCCGAGUCAGAGGGGAGGAUACAAGAGAACCAUAGGAUCAGUCAGCUACAUCCAAAUACUGCUGUAUCUCUUACUCAACCAACGCAUGCAAGCCGAAUGCCUCAAAUCAUACAACUAGAUCGUCCUGUAGAUGAUGAGCUUGUACAACAUUUUAUUCGAUCUGGAGGGGAGAUGAAAAUAUGCCUCGAGGGUGUUGUCGACCUAUGCUCUAAGAAAAGGCCUUCCCAAGUCCUUCACGAGGGAG
Aaosphaeria arxii CBS 175.79 is the source of this 1165-nucleotide messenger RNA. RefSeq lists its product as uncharacterized. Gene Ontology annotation, biological process: DNA-templated transcription. The transcript has 2 exons. Gene Ontology annotation, molecular function: DNA binding; zinc ion binding. The record is from RefSeq and is a predicted model, not a curated record. The annotation marks the transcript as partial. NCBI's taxonomy places the organism in Eukaryota, Fungi, Ascomycota, Dothideomycetes, Pleosporales.